Messenger RNA from Magnolia sinica, 4135 nucleotides. RefSeq lists its product as uncharacterized. The record is from RefSeq and is a predicted model, not a curated record. The transcript has 2 exons. Bases 19 to 3783 code for a protein of 1254 amino acids. Lineage: Eukaryota; Viridiplantae; Streptophyta; Magnoliopsida; Magnoliales; Magnoliaceae.
GAAGGCACAGAUGGAACGAUGACAACAGGCUCCCUUUCACCAGAGAAAUCGACAGAUAUGUCACUGGAUACUUCUGUUGAAGAGAAUGGAGCAGUGGGAAGGGUCCAGUCUUCUUCACGGGAUGAUAGGUCACACUGGGACUUGAAUACUGUGAUGGACGCAUGGGAAAGUCCUUGUGACGAUCCCAUUGUUAAGGCAAAUCCAGAAGCUGAUAUCCAUGAAGAUGGUAUGCAUGAGGAAGAGGAGGUCAGGAAUUUUGAGCAUCAUCAGGUGCAGGAGUGUGGAGAUACUGAAGACACCAGGAAAAUGACAGUGCAGCAUAAGGUUGGCACAACAGUUUCUAAUGCUGUACAAGAGGAUGCUUGUGGCUUUGCAGAGUCCAAAUUGCAAGAUAAACAUGAUUUUCCUUGUGAUAGCUCAGUUGCAGAUGUCAUACCUGACAACAGUGGCAAAGCAUCCCCUUCAGUUCCUGAAUUUCAUGAACCAGUAGGAGAGGAGCAGCAGUUAGAUUCUUCGGCAGGAUCCGACAGCAUUACCUGCUCCCAAGAGAAGGUACUCUCUUGUGAGAUCGCAAAAGCCCCGAAUAGCACUGCAGAUGCAGCUGAAGAAACAAAACAUCAUCAAGACCAAACCAGCCUCAAUGUUGAAACUGUUCAUCCUCCUCCCAUUGAACAUCCACCAGAAACUGGAGGUUUUGCAGAGGAAAAUGCUGAUGCCCGGUGUGCGAAUAUUGUCUGUGCAAGUGAAGGUGAAAUCACAUCUUCUCAUGCAGUUGCCACUGGGGAUAUAUCUGGUGAUCAUACUGCCCAUAUGUGCGAAUCAUAUCCUGUAGCAGUUCAUAUUACCGGCAAUACAAUGUCCAAGGAUAAUAGAGAGGCAACUCCUGUAGAUGAUGUUGGUAACCUUUCUGGAGACCGAUGUAUGACUGAUGCUCCAACAGGCGAAGCUAUUCAUCCUAAGAGCCCUCAGAUUGAGAAGGGUUCCUUCGAAAUUGAUGGUUAUUCGACCGCUGCUCAUAGUGCAGAACCAACUUCUGCUAUACCGGUCGAUAGGAAUGUCUCCAUGACUGUGGAUGGCAUGGGCAUUCCAAUAGUAGAACCUGAGCCCUCACAUGAUGGCUCUUGCAAUACUACAGAUCAAUCAAAAGAUUCUGAUGCAGUGGGUUCCUGCCAUUCGGAACCAUGUGAAGAAUUGUCUGCUGCAAAUGCAUGUGUCAACCAAGACACACCGGUUGCAGAUGUGAAGACGCAAGAUGACAGAGUCUCUCUCGUUGCUGAUGGAAAAAUGAGUGUCGCUGAUAUGGAUUCACCUGCACAUAAGGAUUCCGUGCAUAAUUCAGCAAGUGCAACUCUGGCAGUCACUGAUGCUCAACUGCUUGUUGGCAGUAUGGUAUCUCCUGAAGCACAAAGAACAAAUGAAGGUGAUCAUGCAAACAUCUCUGGUGAAGUUGCUUUGGAGGAUUCUUUUGAUGGUGAUUAUGAUUCAGAUGGUUCUCAAAAUGAUCCUGAUAAUGCUAUUGUCGUGGAAACGGUUAGUGAGCAUCAGGCAGAUGAUGAUUCUCAGUACGAGGAUGGUGAAUUUAGGGAAUCCUUUGUACAUAGCUGGGAAGAUGAUGCUGGUGAGGAAGGGGAAGCUGAGCGUGUGGACUAUGGAUCAGACAACAUAGACACUGAUGCUUUUGAAGUGGCUGCAGACUAUGGUGCAUCUGCUCCAUUACAAGGUGAGAGUGAUGAAUGCAAGAAAGAGGCCUCAACAGAGCUUGAUCGUGUUCCUCAGGAAGGAGAUCUCAUUGCAGAUGAGAAUAAGCAAGAAGCCAAACAUCUCUCCGCUCGGCGAGCCUCAUUAAAAACUUAUGUUUCAGCUAUUGACUCUGGUAAGAGAAGGGCAUUGAAGGUCAUGAGGAAAGUCUCAACUGGCCAGUUUGUAAGGAAGGAUGGCAAUGAGACACUUGAGAUGAAUGGGAAAGUUGUGGCAGAUUUGGGUGCAAGUAGUGAAAAUGUAAUCCGAGAUGAUGAAUUUGGUACCAAAGGUGAUGCUACCAAGGAGUCGAGCCAUUCUGCGCUUUUGAGGAUGAAGUCGACAGGAUGGGAUCAGUUGCCUGAAGUUUGCAAGAGUUCAAGGGAAGCAGCUACAGAUCUUGGAGAUCACAGCAUAGUGAGGAAUCCUCCUGGUGCUCUUUUGGAUUCAACCGAUGCUGGGGAAUCUUUGAGAAGGGUGGUUGGAUCAACGUCGAACAGGGAGCUUUCUUCACGUAUUGAGGGACCAAAAUCCUCUGACGUGACAUUUAGGAAAGAUAAAAUAUAUGUGCAAGGAAGCAGAUCACAUGACCUUGAUGAUUCUAACCUGAGAGGUGAAAGGGAUGCUGGCCCAGGUAGAUCCAUUGGAAGGGGCGGAUCCUCUGGGCAUUUGCGUGGUAGAGGCAGAGGCAGUGACCAUUGGUUGGAUUCUUCAGGUGGCCAUUGGGGCCACAAACGCCAUCAUUCACCUGGUUACUAUGACUCAGGUGAUUUUGCUCCCCCUGGACCAAAGAAUGCGGCUGCAGCAGCUGCUGCGAAGUUAGAGAGCAGUGGCUUUUUGGUUGCUCCCAAUGGCACAGUUGUAAAAUCAGGCAGUGUGGGACCUACUGGUCGGGUGCACAGACGACUUGCAAAUGCUUCCUCACAAGGCACACAUCACUCUCUGACAGGAAGGGGAUCACCAACUGACAGAGAUGGUGCAUUGAGAUUUGGUAUGCCAGUACGACAUGGACUGAUUAGAGAGAUGAGCCCCGAAAGAAGUAUUAGUGCUGGAAGGGGCAGAUCCGGUAGGUACAGGACCAGAGUGUUUGCUACAGGACAGCGGGAGAGGUACAAUGGGCACAUGCCUGAUGAUGACAUUGACUCUUCCUUACCUAUGCAAUAUCCUGUGGCCAGAAGGGAGAGAAGUUUCUCUCCCAUUCCAAGAAGAGCUUUUCAUCUUUCUCGCUCGCACACGAAAUCUCGGUCAAGAUCCAGAACUCGCUCACCCCAUAUGUGGACAUCUCCAAGGGGAAGAAGUGGUGGGAUCAAUGGAGGUCCUGGUUUUCGACGGCACAGCAGAUCUCCUCCAAAUUUCAGGCCAGAGGUCAGAAUGGAAAGGAUAAGGUCACCUGAUCGACGACCACGUUUUGCAGCACACAUGGUAGGUUUUGUCUCAGCAUCAAGAAGUCAUGGUUCCCCACCACACCCAUCCAGAUGGGUUGACGAUAGGAAGGAUGCACCAGAUCAUUUUAGGGAACAUGAGUACAAGCGGUCAUCGGCGUCUGAGAGGAGCCCUCCAGGAAGAGUUUUCUCGCGGAGCCACAGGUUUGAUAUCAUGGGUUCUCCAGGAAGAUUGAAGCCGGAUGAAUACUAUAGAACCAUGCAUUCUGGCAGAUUUCCUGAAUUUGUUGUUGGUAGGGGACCUAGGCAUGAUGGAAGUGAUGAUGAUAGAAGGAAACAUGGCGAAAGAUAUGGAAUGGUCCAAUCAGUAAGGCAUUAUGAUAUGGACGGCGAUGUGAAGCGCUUCCGGUAUGAUGUAGGAGAUGGUUUCCGGACGCAUCACUCUCGUACAAAAAAUGUUUCUGAGUUCCAUGGGCGAGGUAGUCCUCCAAGGGACUACGGGAGGGACAUUGACAGCCGGCUUGGUAAUGCACCUAGGAGGGCUAGAGAAGAGAGAGGUCAUUUCAGAUAUGACCGAGAUGGAAAGCAGAAUGCCAGCUUCAAGACAUUUGGAAUGAGAGAAUGUGAUGAGGAUGCAACACCUAGAAGGAGAAGACCUUCUUGACCAUGUUACUGAGUGCUUUUGCACUUCCUUCUUGACCAUGCUAUCAAAUGCUUUUGCCAUUUGGUGCUUUUGUGGGCCGGAAAGAGAUGCUAAACCUGAUGAUCUUUCUUUUUUCAUUUCAGCAGGAAAGCAUCUCAGUCUUGCAGCCUUUCAUGUUCCCAGAUCUUAUAAAAACUACAUCACUAUUAGGACUUUGCAGAUUUUGUUUGGGCUGAUGCAUCUGUUUUCGUGUUUUCUUUCUUUUUCUUUUUCUUUUUCUUUUUGUCCGGCCCCAUUUUGACUGUGAUGUAAUUUCUGUAUGAGGCCGUUGAAAUAUGAUCAAUUAGUGAAAAUUUGAUUUAUGCUUGUUUCA